Porites lobata is the source of this 4176-nucleotide messenger RNA. The record is from the annotation of a GenBank genome assembly. NCBI's taxonomy places the organism in Eukaryota, Metazoa, Cnidaria, Anthozoa, Scleractinia, Poritidae.
AUAAUAAUGGCGCAUGUUGGAAGGGGAGAACACAGCAAGUAGACAGCACGUAAAAAUCAAGGAAUCGAGAUGUCUAACAAAGUAAAAACGGGGAUUUUUAUCGCAGGAUUUACAGCUUUUACCCUUGCAGCAUUAUAUCCCGUUGUUGUGUUUCCAAAACUACAUCCAGAAGUGUACAGUAAGUCACGGUAUUUUAUAGUAUUGGUAAUGUAAGCUUAGCUUCUUUGUUCCGGAAGUCGAUUAUCUAAUACAGCUUUCACAUUCGCUACCGAGCUUAAAACUUUUCAUCUUUCUUCAAAGAGCCAUAGCUCAUGAGCCUACCUUUCUAGCGGUUGAUUGAAAAAAAAUAUUUGAUAGGAAGGGGAACCCUAGCAGCGUAUUGGCCCUUCGAUAUACUGAGGCCCUCUGACAGGGUUUCGCUUGGCGGGGAUCCCCAUUGUUGAUUUUUUUUGCUGGGGGCGGCGGGUGGGUGUGAGGUUGUAACCUAAUCAAUAGAGACUUUACGAUCAUACAACAACAACGUAAUUGAAAAUGUCCUUGAAAUUAGACUUCAGAUCCUUUCAGAACUUUUUUGCAAGUUGUUAAAAUUCAUCUCCUUGCUGUUCCCGUUCAUUUCGUAGUUGUUCAGGGACAGCAACGAAGUUAACAAAAAGUGUGAUGCAUGUCCAUGUGCAGAGUUUAUUUGGCUUCCUAAACCCAGGGGCAUAGUGUAAGGUUUUGAAGGAAUAGGCAUGGAAGGAAAGGUUACCUUAUUAUAGGAAAUUAUCGAUGCACGUUGACAAUGCAAAGAUACCGUAAAAUUCCGAAAAUAAGCCCCUCGAUGUAUAAGCCCUUCCAAAUAUAAGCCCCCCAAAAUCGUAAUGCAAAAAACCCUCCAUAAAAUCGCCCCUCCGAAUAUAAGCCCCCCGGGGGGCAUGUACUUGGAAUUUGUCCUCGAAUACAAAGUAAAACAAAGCAAAAAUGGUAAAUUUCUUUCCCACUACAAGCCCCUCCAAAAAUAAGCCCCUCAAAAAGGGCCUUUGAAAAAUAUAAGCCCCGGGGCUUAUUUUCGGAAUUUUACGGUAAUCUGCGUUACACAAAAUUAAUGUGAAUUUUUUCCAAAAGUCAGGUUUACAUACUUAUCAAAUUAACUUGAAAUUUUCGAAAACAGUGUGCACUUAACUUUAUUUUAUGUGAAUUUGCUGCAAUACAAACUUUUCAACGUACAUAUCUAAAGGAAAAAACAGCAGCAUUUCCAUGAAGAAGAAAGAGUGAAGAACUUAGCUAUCCCUUUGGGGAAGUGGAUCAAUGUAAAGACCAGUCAGAGGACAUUUUGAACUCAAUUCUUAAAGAAUAAGUGUCAGAUAGUGACUCAGAGGCUAGAUAAAGGAACUAUGAGCAGAUGAGGUUUUGUUAUUGAAAUAUAGGUGCUGUAAAACUACAGUGAUUUAAAAUAGUGUGAUUUGAAUUAUCAUUGACAUAAAUUAAGAAUAAUUAAAUUCAUGCAAUUUUUUUAAAAUCACGUUAAUAAAGUUCAUCGUUAAUUUCCUAUAAUGAGGUAGACCUCCAAUGGUACUGCUAACUAGGGGGGUGUGGGGGCAUGCUCCCUCCAGAAGAAUUUCAAAUUUAGGGGCUCAGAAAUUGCCAUUUCCUGCAUUUUCUACAGGAGUUUUUCAGUAAAUAAAUAUGCGGAAAAGGCAAUAUUUCAUUGUUUAUUUUACAUUGCUAGUGUUAUCAGUAAGGUGAAAUGUUUACAGAAAAAAGGGCAAAACAGUGAUGCCCUCAAGAAGGUUACAAGUAGAGGGCAAGACAUCUGCCCUUCAGACAGGCAAAUGCACCAGAAUAAUGCGAAAGAUUUAUCAGUCAUCCUGAUCUAAUGAUAAAGAUGCUUUCAGGAAAUAAGGGAAAAAAUUUUUAUUGUAUUGACCCUAAGAUGGCCGCCUUAUCAUGUGGUUGCAAACCAAGAAUAGUCAAGUUUAGCCACCCUUUUAAUUUGCAAUUUCAUUGAGAAUUAAUAUGCUAUUCAUUUUUAAAGUCAGUUGCUCAAAACAUCUUUAACAUGCAGUGUAGGGCUAGAAAACAGCAUUGUUGUUGUAUAAUCGGCCCAGUGCACAAAAACCACACAGUCUUGAUAUUUUAAUUUGUUAUUUGUCAAUAACAAUCUAGUAAUAAUAUAGUGAUCAGUGAUCUGUCGUAUUAUCAGCCCAAAAAGUUACAACAAGUUAAAACCAUCUUAUAUAAGAUCUAAGUUAACUUGAUGAUGAUUCAUGUGGACAAGAAACUAACUAAAUCUUACAUAGCUUACGAAAGUCUUGCCAUCUUUAAGUCCAACCAGCUGGUUCAACCUGUCGAGUUCCAAAACUGGAGUUACAGGCUGUUAACCGGAUUUUGCCAUCUUUGAAAACACUGAAUAAAUAGCAGAAAAGCUUUCCCUUAGUUUUAGGCCAACAAUUAAACCCAGUCUUCGAAUCUGCCAAACUUUAGAUUGCCCAAAACUGGCAUUCUAUCUCAAACCUCAAACGGGGUGUUGUUAGCCUGACAUAGUGAACGUAACCAUAUGCACAGUAUAUAUAUAUAUAUAUAUAUAUAUAUAUAUAUAUAUUGGCUAGAGUGACUUCGGGUUGUCAUUCCAGACUUCCAGAAUGUCUGAUGCUUAAAUAUAACUAUUAAUUUCCUAAUUGCCAUGAUCCCAAUUUUCUUGCAACUCUCUGCUAAUCAUGCCAGCUACACAGGCAUUGAAACCUUAACUUCUUGUUGACUGCUAAAUAAUAUUUGAGUUGAAGAAGAACUAAACUUGAAUUCAAAUCUUUUGCAGAGGAAAUUCAGAAGGAAACAAGGAAAGAUAUUAAACAGGAAGAUAUACAGCCAGGAAGUGAGUAUCUUAGAUUUCAAAGGGACAUUCUUAGGGUUCUCAAUGUCUAUACCAUGAAACGAAUUACGGUCGUUUCGCCUACGGGUCGUUUCGCCUACGGUCUGUUCGCCUACGGUUAGAGUCGAUUCGCCUACGUCUCAUAUGUCAGUUCGCCUACGUAUUAAACUUCUGACGUUGCUGUUAAAAAUAUCAAAGUUCUCUAUUUCAGUCUUACUGGCAACGAGCAGGUCCAUUCAAGUGGGAACAGCAGCGGAGUAAUUGUGAAGCACUCUUAUUGCCUGUCUGGUACUGCUCCCAGGCGUCGUCGAAUAGUUUCUGUUGGAGUUGCCUGUACUUCCUUCUCUGUAUUCUCUUCAACUUCUUGUCUGAAACGAGCUUGAUUGUUAUUGACAUUAAGCGGGCUUCUCGAUGAAGAAGUUCGAUUAAGAGGUAAAACUGUAAUCUGCAUUGGCCACCGGCUCGGCGGUUCAGAGCGUUGUGUGAAACAACCCGUAGGCGAAACGACCGGAUACCCAUGAAACUGAACCAAACCUUAAAUACCGCGUUCGAAACUGCUAAGUUUAUAGUGUUGUCCAAAAAAGGAAAAAAAAUGUGUGCACUGCACAGAGUCUUUCCCACCUUGUCCAUCAUAGUAUUGAUAAGUUGCAGGUUUAUUCGGUAACUUAUUUUGCUGAUUGAAUUUCAGAUAUGAAGGUCUGGUCAGAUCCAUUUUCCAGAAAGUAAUACAAGCCAAGAGCUUGAAAGACUCCAGUCAACUCAAAAGCUGUUGAAAGAAAGGUGCCAGGAAGAACACAGAAUAAUAUAAAAUGAAUGAAGAUGGGAAAUAUGUGGACUUCUACAACAAAACUUUCAGCCUGUUCAAUGUUUCUUUUUUUACUCAAGAAAAAAGUCCCUCUUGUCUUCCACUUUGUCCCUUAACCCUGAAGUCUCCAUGGUGACCAACAUCAAUCAUCAUCAGAUCUGAUCUUUUAACAACUCUCUCAUUGAAAUUAUUCUUCAAGGACAUGUAUAGAGAUCUGUUUGGAGAAUAUUUAUUUGUAUAUUGGGGAUUAAAGGCGUGAUGUCUGGUUUCAUGAGAGUUCUGGUAUCUUUACUGGGCUGCCUGUGCGGCCCAGUCAUAAAAUGGGCUUUCGGUCGUCUGCGGCGAAAAACGGCCUCCCGGGGGAGGGAAGACACGAGGGUCUGGUACCGAGAAACGAUGUUCUCACAAAUGGUUUCAUAUGAUUUUCUCUUGCACGAACCCUUGCACGGAUACUUUUUGUACCUCGUCUGCGCUCCCCCUGAAAAACCCACAAAGCGUUGCGAACCUGAAGAAGGCUAUUUGC